AUGGCAACUAUGAAAGCACUGAACUACCUGGGCCCGUACAAGGUCCAGGUGACAGAUGUUGAGAGGCCUAAGCUCGAGCAUCCAGAUGACAUCAUUGUCAAGGUCACUACGGCGGCUAUCUGUGGCUCAGACUUGCACAUGUAUGAAGGUCGAACAGCUGCAGAGCCUGGCAUCACCUUUGGUCACGAGAACAUGGGGAUUGUUGAGGAACUUGGCGAAGGGGUGACAUUGCUAAAGAAGGGGGACCGGGUGGUGAUGCCAUUCAAUGUUGCCGAUGGUCGGUGUCGCAAUUGCGAGGAAGGCAAGACUGCGUUCUGCACUGGUGUGAACCCGGGCUUUGCAGGUGGUGCUUAUGGCUAUGUCGCGAUGGGUCCUUACCGUGGAGGCCAAGCGCAGUAUAUUCGAGUGCCCUAUGCUGAUUUCAAUGCUCUCAUCUUGCCCCCUGGGAAGGAACAUGAAGCGGACUUUGUUCUCCUUGCUGACAUCUUCCCAACCGGCUGGCACGGUGUCGAAAUUUCUGGCUUCCAAGCAGGUGAAAGUAUCGCCGUCUUCGGCGCAGGUCCAGUGGGCCUGAUGGCAGGCUACUCAGCAGUAUUGCGUGGCGCAUCCAACAUCUACGUGGUAGACCGUGUCCCCGAGCGACUCGAAGCCGCCAGAAAGAUAGGCUGUAUUCCGAUCGAUUUCACAAAGGGAGAUGCAGUCGACCAGAUCAUCAAGCACAACGGCGAUAUGGUGGAUCGAUCAGUGGAUGCUGUCGGGUACCAAGCUGUCGAUCCAAAUGGGUCUUCCGAGAAGGCGAAUAUUGUUCUUGAGAACAUGAUCCGUGUCACAAGGGCGUGUGGAGGUCUUGGUAUUCCGGGACUUUAUGUGCCAAGUGAUCCUGGCGCAACUGAUGCAGCGACCGCGAACGGAAUGAUUAGUCUGAGCUUUGGGAAAUUGUUUGAAAAAGGUCUAUCUCUUAGCACUGGACAGUGCAAUGUUAAAGCGUAUAACCGGUACUUGAGAGACAUGAUCAUCGCUGGCAAGGCUAAGCCUAGCUUUGUAAUCUCACAUGAGAUUACACUGGCUGAUGCGGAGACUGCUUAUGAUAAGUUCGAUAAGAGAGAGGAUGGGUACACCAAGGUUAUCAUUCAUCCGAACGGGGGAUUCUAA
Messenger RNA from Penicillium odoratum, 1152 nucleotides. RefSeq names its product glutathione-independent formaldehyde dehydrogenase. The coding region runs from base 1 to 1152 and encodes 383 amino acids. NCBI's taxonomy places the organism in Eukaryota, Fungi, Ascomycota, Eurotiomycetes, Eurotiales, Aspergillaceae. The transcript has 10 exons. Gene Ontology annotation, molecular function: zinc ion binding; oxidoreductase activity. The record is from RefSeq and is a predicted model, not a curated record.